Episyrphus balteatus (marmalade hoverfly) is the source of this 1144-nucleotide messenger RNA. RefSeq names its product regucalcin-like. The record is from RefSeq and is a predicted model, not a curated record. Gene Ontology annotation, molecular function: calcium ion binding; gluconolactonase activity. Gene Ontology annotation, biological process: L-ascorbic acid biosynthetic process. Bases 136 to 1065 code for a protein of 309 amino acids. The transcript is spliced from 5 exons. NCBI's taxonomy places the organism in Eukaryota, Metazoa, Arthropoda, Insecta, Diptera, Syrphidae.
AAUAUUAAAAAUGAAUAAACUUGUUUGGCAUUCCACAGUCGUUCGUGCAACCGUUCGAGUGUUUAGAUCUUCAAUAAGUUCGAUUUUCCGAAGUGUAAAUCUACGUCCGGCUUUUUUAUAGAAGAUAAGAGAAAUAUGGAAUACAAAGUUGAACCAUUGCCAAAUUCUCAAGGUCUGUUAGGCGAGGGACCACACUGGGACAUAGAAAAACAAAGUUUGUACUUCGUUGAUAUCGAAAAUGCUCAAGUCUUGCGCUAUGACUAUGCACAAAAUAAGACCUACCGAUGCCAGAUUGAAAACGAGAAACUAGCUUCUUUUAUUAUACCAAUUGAAGGAGCUAUUAACAAAUUCGUAGUUGGUAUUGGACGUCGUAUUUCCAUCAUUACUUGGGAUGGAAUUUCAGAAACUUGCAAAUUAGAAAAAGAUAUUAUCACCGUUGAACAAGGUGAUUCCAACUGCAUUUACAAUCGUUUUAACGAUGGGAAAUGUGAUCCACGAGGACGUCUUUUUGCUGGAACCAUGCAUACAGAUAUUAGUCAUUUCGAUAAACGUACUGGAAAUUUUUAUAAAAUGGACGAGGAUUGCAAGUACAAGCUAUUGCUUGAAAAAAUUGGCAUUUCAAAUGGACUUGCAUGGAAUGAAAAAAAUAAUAAAUUUUAUUAUAUUGAUUCAUUGGACUACAAAGUACGAGAAUAUGACUAUGAUUUUAACACUGGAUGCUUUAAAAAUCCUAGGGAAGUUUUCAACCUAGACAGUCUACAAAAAGAAGGUAAGAAAAUUCUACCUGAUGGAAUGACUAGUGAUUCUGAGGGAUUUCUAUAUGUUGCACUAUUUGGAGGAUCAUCUGUUUUGAAAAUUGACCCAAAAGAUGGGAAGGUUGUGCUUGAUAUUAAAAUACCAUGUGAGUUAGUUACGUCUGCAGCUUUUGGAGGGCCUAAUCUGGAUAUAUUGUAUGUAACAACGUCUGGACUUUUAAAUAAGCCCAGUCCUGCUGGAACCACUUACAAAGUUACUGGAAUUGGUGCUAAAGGUCUUGCAAUGGCAAAGUGUAAACUUGCAUUGUAAAAUAUCGAUUAUUUUUAUAAUUUGGCAUAAUUUUAAUGAAUAAAAUGCAAUAAAUAAAAACGAAAAUUUGAAGAAAGUA